This is a messenger RNA of Salvelinus namaycush (lake trout), 4276 nucleotides long. Its product is annotated as sphingosine-1-phosphate lyase 1-like. Gene Ontology annotation, cellular component: endoplasmic reticulum. Gene Ontology annotation, biological process: sphingolipid catabolic process; carboxylic acid metabolic process. The record is from RefSeq and is a predicted model, not a curated record. Lineage: Eukaryota; Metazoa; Chordata; Actinopteri; Salmoniformes; Salmonidae. The transcript has 14 exons. Gene Ontology annotation, molecular function: sphinganine-1-phosphate aldolase activity; pyridoxal phosphate binding. The coding region runs from base 114 to 1820 and encodes 568 amino acids.
UGUUAAUCAGCUCCUCGACCACAAAGCACACUAUACAAAGAUAUUGCAGUGACUUUCGCUAUCACUAAAAAGUGAAGACAACCAAUUGCUGAAGGCUUGCCUUGACACUAACUAUGGACUAUUGGAGUGCCUUGGAGGUGUACAAGGAGAUGCUGUUGCUCUACCUGGAGGAAGGCAGGCGGCUUGUGAACACCAACUGUGAGGCGCUGGAACCAUGGCAGAUCAUUGGAGCCACUCUCAUAUCUACCUUAGGAGCAGUCUGGGUCAAAGGCUUCCUGUUUCAGCAAGAAACCCUGACAUCCCGAAUCAAGAAGCAGUGCUUUCGACUCAUCAGAAAAAUACCCUUUGUUGGCGCGGCAAUCCAGACCCAGCUGAACAAGGCCCUGGAUGACAUGUCUGUCAGUCUUUGCGCACUGAAGGAGGGCAUGAACUAUACCAAACAGCUGCCGGAACAAGGGCUAACACAAGCUGAAGUUCUAGACAGGAUCAGCGAGUACGAAACACUGAAUGAAGUGGAUUGGGAGAAAGGACGAGUGUCAGGUGCAGUGUACUGGGGAGAUCAGACACUUACCAAACUUUUGGUGAAGGUGUAUGGAGACUUUGCAUGGAGCAACCCACUUCACCCAGACAUCUUUCCUGGUGUGAGGAAGAUGGAGGCAGAGGUUGUAAGAAUGACGUGUACCCUCUUCAACGGUGGGCCCAACACUUGUGGCACAGUCACCUCUGGAGGAACUGAAAGCAUAUUGAUGGCAUGCAAGGCGUACAGAGACAUGGCCUAUGAGCGCGGUGUGAAACAUCCUGAAAUCAUUGCACCAGUCAGUGUCCAUGCAGCCUUUGACAAAGCAGCAAACUACUUUGGAAUGAAGCUUGUUCACAUCCCCCUGGACAAAAAUACAAUGAAAGUGGAUGUUAAGGCGAUGAGGAGAGCUAUCAGCAAGAACACAGCCAUGCUUGUAUGUUCCGCACCCCAGUUCCCGCAUGGAAUCAUUGAUCCUAUUGAGGAAGUAGGAAAGCUGGCUUUAAAGUACAACCUCCCUCUGCAUGUGGAUGCUUGUUUGGGAGGGUUUCUCAUCGUGUUCAUGGCCAAAGCCAAUUACCCACUGGCUCCCUUUGACUUCAGGGUAAAGGGUGUGACCAGUAUAUCUGCAGACACACACAAGUAUGGCUACGCCCCCAAAGGUUCAUCAGUGAUCCUGUAUAGUGACAAGAAGUACAGGCACUACCAGUACUUUGUGGCUCCAGACUGGCAAGGGGGCAUCUAUGCUUCACCAUCAGUGGCAGGAUCUCGGCCAGGCGGUAUCAUCGCAGCGUGCUGGGCUACCAUGAUGCACAUGGGAGAGGAUGGCUACAUAAAGGCCACCAAGAAGAUAAUUGACACUGCACGUACCAUCAAGACAGAAAUCCGUAAGAUAAAUGGGGUGUUUGUGUUUGGAGACCCUGAAGUGUCCGUGGUGGCAAUAGGCUCUGACGUCUUCGACAUUUUUCGUUUAUCCAACGCACUGACUUCAAAGGGUUGGAAUCUCAACACGCUACAAUAUCCAUCCAGCAUCCAUAUCUGUUGUACUGUACUGCACACACAUGAAGGUGUGGCCAAACAGUUCAUCAGUGACAUCAAAGAGCAGGUGGCUCUCAUUUUGAAAAACCCCAAUGAGAAGACCACUGGAAUGGGAGCAAUCUAUGGCAUGGCCCAGUCCAUCCCUGACAGAUCCAUGGUGACCGAGAUCUCCCGAGGCUUCUUGGACUGCCUCUACAGCACAGAGGAGCCCAAGUCGUCUCAGCCUCAGAAGACCCAUAUGAAUGGCAACGGCAAGGCCCACUGAGUCAGGAGUAGGCUGGCUGUGGCCUGGACACACACCUGGGUCAUGUUCAUUAGGGAACAUAAUGGUAAGCGUUGUAAAACGUUUUGCAACGGAAAAUGAAAAGGAGCGUUUACUGGAUAAGCUCAAGUCCAUUUUCUUCAGGUCAGUGACUAAUGAACACGGCCCUGGGUACCAGCCUGCCUCACCUCUGGUCCACCCACUACAUCACUCAACAUUUGCCUUAUCCUGCCCACCUUUUAUCUAUCUACUCACCUUUUUUCAGAUAUGUUCUGAAGCACAAGCCAUUGUUUUUAGCUAUCAUGAGGAGAAUUCUUCAAAUAUGUAGAAAGUGAAAGCACCUAUUGUAAAAAAUAUAUAGAAUAGUUGCUCAAACCAUUGAGGGGUUUUGGUCUGGUUGUAUUAAUUGUCCCCCACGAUGAAAUCAGGGAUGGGACUAUUGAUCUGUCUCUGUCCAUUAGUACAUUCAUACGUUAGUCACACGCGAUAUCUCAGACAGCACUGGCCCGAUUUUGACGAAACUUGUGUGAAUGAUGCGUCUACCGUGAUAAAAAACACUUAAUGCUACUCUUCUGACACCGAAUGAGCGAUCUGCAUGAAACUUAAUAUGUGACAUCAUUGAACAAAGGUCUCUCAGCGCAAUAUUUUACAGACUAGUAGCUAAAACAUGGCCACUAUUGAGUCUAGCUAACCCACACAAUAUUUUGAUGAAACUUGGGGGAAUUAUGUCUUUUAGAAAAGUUUGUGGUCAUACGCACAUCCUUAAAAACGUAGGUGCUGGGCUAAUAAAUAAUAUGUGUAAAGAACAGGAAAGCCUGCACACUGUUAAAGCUCUCAAACAGACUGAGUGCUCGCUCACAUCGCAAAAUAUACACAUUUCACCUCCCAUGACCAUUGCACACAUGACGCAUGGUGGGUGUGGAAACAAUUCAAUUCACUUUUGCGCAUAGUCAAUCAUAUAAUUAAUCGCAGAGGUACUCAUAGUCAUAAAGGAUUACAUGCAUACAAAUUAAAACGUAGGCAACAGUGAAAAGAUUACGUUGGAAACUGUUGGAAUACCCAACCAUAUGACCAUUACGCGCAGGUCGUGCGGUGGCCGUAGAUAUAAUUACAAUGACCUAUUUCAAAAACAACUUGCCUACCUCUAAUAAUUUGAUAUCAUUGAGAUGGUCACAUGUAGUAGUUACAGAAAAUCAAAUGUAUACAUAUGUACAAAAUGACCAAGUGGAGACCUGGAUGGCAAGACAAAUUGAACGUUAACAUAUUCAUGUAAGAAAUGGUCUGCUAUCAAACUCUUGGUUCAAACCUUUAGGAGACAUGGUGGACAAACGGUGAAUCCAAUACAAUUCUCUUCUCAGUAAUAGAUUAUCAAUAUCUCCCCCGCUCCUAGUAGCCUUAACAUGUUCGAUACCAAUGUAUCCCAGAGAUCUGAUGUUGUGACGAGCCUCCAUGAAAUGCACAGCCACAGGGUUUCUCUGAUCAAGAGACCUAAUAUUACUCCUGUAAAAAUACACUUUAUCAGGUAUACCACAUUUGUAGAACACGUAAUGAUACCCUUCAUCUCAAUGGCCUUGUCUGUGAUUGGGUAAUUGAACAUUGUGCAUUUGUAAACCUGGUUUAAGCAUUCAUGACAUUACCCUGAAGAAGGCAGUGAUGCCAAAACAUUGGUGUUUUUUUUAGGGAGUGUGAGACUUUGUUUUGAUAGUGACGAGCCUCCGUGAAAUGUGCAGCCACGGGGUUUCUCUGAUCAAGGGUCCUGAUAUUACUCCUGUGUUCUGCUGUCCUUGUUUUCAGAGAUCGUUUUGUUUUUCCUACAUAGCAUAGACCACAAAUACACUUAAUCAGGUAUACCACAUUAGUAGAACAGGUAAUGAUACCCUUAAUCUUAAUGGGGUGAUUGAAAAUUGUGCAUUUGUUAGUGAAAUUACAGUGGAUACAUCGGCCACAUAUUUAAUUACCAUCCAGCACAUUGUCUAGGAAAGUACUACGUGACACACGGUGGAAGAUCAGACCUCACCACCAUUUGGCUGAUUUUUGGAGGCGCAUCUGAAGACUACCCGGGAGGGUUCUUUUCCAGUUGUGGGUCAGUGCUCAACAUGUGGAUUUUUUUAUUUAAAAAAAUAUAUAUAUUGUUGAACUGUUUGUCAAGUGGGGAAUAUUGAAGGAAGAAUUGGACUCGUUAGUCGGGGGCGGGAUGGUUUGGGAGUGAGUGUCAUCCUGGGUCAUAUUUUUGUAACGGUACCAUGCAGCAUGCAGCCAUUCCUCUGGGUUACCUUGCUGUCUGAAGUGCUCAUCCAGACCGUGUGCUUGUUUGUCAUAAUCACUCUGUGUACUACAGAUCCUGUGUAUGCGACUGUACAGCAUUGCGAAAGUAUUCACCCCCCGUGGCAUUUUUCCUAUUUGUUGCCUUACAACCUGGAAUUUAAAAAAUUCUGGGGGGGGGUGUUUGUAUAAUUUGA